Rhea pennata is the source of this 2159-nucleotide messenger RNA. RefSeq names its product ubiquitin associated protein 1 like (gene UBAP1L). The record is from RefSeq and is a predicted model, not a curated record. Gene Ontology annotation, biological process: ubiquitin-dependent protein catabolic process via the multivesicular body sorting pathway. NCBI's taxonomy places the organism in Eukaryota, Metazoa, Chordata, Aves, Rheiformes, Rheidae. Gene Ontology annotation, molecular function: ubiquitin binding. The transcript has 5 exons. Gene Ontology annotation, cellular component: ESCRT I complex. Bases 19 to 1404 code for a protein of 461 amino acids.
AAGCACCGAGCAGCGGGAAUGAGCUACCUGGACGAAGUGCCCUUCAGGACGGCCCGGAGCUUCGAAGGCGACUCGGCGAGAGAGAGCGCGUCGACCGGCGCGCCGGCCGUCGCGGUUCCCGACUGCGCCGAGCUCCUCGUGAGCACCAUGCACGACUUCUCGCUGGAAAGGAAGGUGCUUUACUGGCUUGAGGCUGCUUCUCAGCAGCAAACCUCCCGGCACCGGGCCACCUCUGAGGUUGUCCCCACGGCUCCCCCGUGCUGGCUGCUCCUGGUGGACCCCAAGGACAGCUAUGGUGCCAGCACGGAGAGCAAGGAGGCAGCGGCGGGGAGAGCCAAGGACGGCGGGACCGGCGGCUGCCCCGUGCGGAGGUGCGUGAGCCUCAGCGCCGCCGCGGAGGGUCGCGGGCACGCCACGGGCCGGAGCGCCUUGUCCGACACGGAGAGCGAGGCCUGGCCCUCCGAGGAGGAAGAGUACUUUGAGGAUGACGAGUGUUCCUCCACCUCCUGGGAAGAAAACGACAAAGAAGAAAAAGCUCGAAGGAGGCGCGGGGGCAGAGGGGUGGCUCCGUGCGCCGGGCUGCAGCAGGCCAGGCCCAAGACGUCGCCGGGCUUGCUGGAGCCCGCUUCGGAGAACGGCUAUCGCGAGCCGGCAAGCCCAGACCCGGCCAAGCAGAGGAGGUCCAUGAUUAUACUCAACAACAUGAGGAACGAGCUGGAAGGAGCCCGGAGGAAGCUGGCUGCUUUGGUGCACCCUUUGAGUAGAGCGUACGUGGAGAAGAAGCAAGCCUUCGCGCCGUCGGCCCUCCAGCAGCACCCCCGGCGUAACAGGAACGUCAAAUACCGCUCCGCCGACGCCGCCUGGCCGGGCACCCGGACGCCGGCUCCUCCUUGCUGCCGGCCGCCGGCCGCUGCCGCCUCCAUGCCGCCCGUCACGAAGCACAAGCCCACCGUCGCGUCCCUCAGCCCCUACGCCUGCCUCCCGCCGGCCUCCGCGCCCCCCCGGCCGCUGGGUUCCCACAGAGCUCACCCGGACUCGGCGGCCGACCUGCUCUCGGCGCUGAGCCAGGAGGAGCGCGACCUCAUCGAGCCCGUUACGGCCUUGGGCUAUCCCACCCGCAAAGCUAUCCUCACCCUCCAGAAGACGGGGAAGCAGAGUCUGAGCCAGUUCCUGGGGUACCUCCGUGCCUGCGACCGGUUGCUCAAGCAGGGCUACGAGGAGGGGCAGGUGGAGGAGGCCAUGGAAAUGUUCCAGUACUCGGAGAAAAAGGCAGCCGAAUUCUUGCAUCUCUUAGCUCAGUUCAACGACAUGGGUUUCCAGCAGAACGAAAUCAAGGAGGUUCUUCUGCUCUGCGAGAACCACCGGGAGAAGGCGCUGGAGGAGCUCGUGACGCAGAGGCAGUGACCGGCCGGGCACGGCGCCGCGUCCGCGGGCGCCCGGGCGCGCUUCCGUCCGUCCGUCCGUCCACGCGGCUCGCCUUCGUCCCCGUGCCCUCCCCGGGCAGCGCGCCGCCUCCCUGCCGACGGGCGCUGAAAGCCCCGGCUUGUCUUCUCGUCUCUGGGGCGGUGCGGAGCAGAGCUGCUGCGGCUUGUUCCUGCAUGGCAGGGCUUGCAAACGCAGCCACGCGUAGGUGCUUAAAAUCUCACCUGAAUCAGCAGAGAGUGUUUUCAUAAAAGCCAAACGCUUUUCUGGGAGCGUUAGUCGUUCCUUUCUGGAGAAGACUGACUCGGUCGGGGUUGAAUAUUGUAAUUAAAAUCUAGUCCGAUCACCUUAGCGUCUCCUUUUAAGCUAUGAACUUGAGAAGCAUACGUUAACUAACGCGUUAAGUGUAUUCGGUAAAACGAGAGCUGGCUCGUGUGGGGUUUUAUGCCGUGUGCGCUCAGGAAGUUCUGUGAAAUCCGAACAGAGAAAUGGAGGAAUGGCUCUGCUCCGCCUGCCUUUGGUUCUGCACCCAGACUGCGAAAACGCAGGGCAGGUCCCCCAAAAUUGUGGAGACAGUGGCUCGAAAUCAAGUUCUGCACAAAUGUCGAGAUCGGGAAAUUCUGGAUGCGUGGGGGAAUUUUUGUACGUACCUGAAAUAUGGAGAACACAAGAUUCAAAUCACCUCACUACAUGUUUCUCUGGCUUUGGCAAUGUAACGAUGGAUAAUUUUUUUCACA